GCAGCGUGUGAGGCCCAGAUCGCUGCACUUGAGGAGUGUUGUAAGAAGUGGUACAAGGAAUCUGGAUGUUGUGCUGGUGUCAAGAUAAAGGACUCUACAACCAACACUGCUGCUUUGAAGACAACAUUUUCCGAUCAAAAAAGUAAUGUCUGAUAGUAAGCAGCCUCGGUGGAGAGAUCUCAAGGCCUCAACACCUAGCAGUGCACAGCCAGGUCUCACAGGUCCCUCUGUUCUACACCAGAAGACUUACAGUUUGAACCUAAAGGCUGCAACUCCUUCAUCUCCAGCUGCAUAUAAGGUACCAAAACCAAAGAAGAUUGGACGAAUACAACUUUGGGCCCGCCGUAAUCCACAGAAAUUUCACUUCUUUGUUGUCACUCUUGGUAUCUCCAUACUCUUUAGCCGGCCAAUCUAUGAUAUAUUCAUAAAGGGACCCAGUGAAGGUCCAAGACCAAGUGGCAAGAAGUUUGGUUCUCUAAUAUAGAAAGUUUGUUUGCAAAAUGGAAACUGCAAAGAGAGCUCAAACUCGAUUGCGGCUGUAUCCCAAACUGAUUGGUGAGUGCAGUCCAUCUGCUAUGGAAUAUGCUCGCUGUGUGGCACUCAAAGAGAAUGUUGUAAA
Messenger RNA from Portunus trituberculatus (swimming crab), 619 nucleotides. Its product is annotated as cx9C motif-containing protein 4-like. The record is from RefSeq and is a predicted model, not a curated record. NCBI's taxonomy places the organism in Eukaryota, Metazoa, Arthropoda, Malacostraca, Decapoda, Portunidae. Bases 146 to 484 code for a protein of 112 amino acids. The transcript has 3 exons. Gene Ontology annotation, cellular component: mitochondrial intermembrane space.